AUGCAUGACAAAGAAACUCGUUUAAAUAAAAGUCCAUCUGGUGAUACUAUGAAUAACCAUAAUAAUUCUACUUUUAAAACCGGUAAUACUGCUGUGCCAAAAGAUAAGAAUAAUGAUGAAAAUACUUCUGCUAUUACAAGCGUUUCGUAUUGGACCAGAAAAUUCCAGAUGUCAACUUUUCUAAAUGAUUUACAGAAUGGUAUUAGUUUUAGCAAUGCCAUAACUAGACUACAAACUAUGGGUGCAUUAAUGGAACAAAUUAUUCAAGAAAAUAUUGAUUUAUAUGAAGAGGAUGAAGAGGAAAAAGAAAUGGAAGGGGACAUCAAAGUAGAUACCACUAAUAAAAUUCCUACAAAUAUUAGCCACGAAGAAGAAGAAAAAGGAAAAGAAAUAAAAGAAAAUGAUACUGUUUCUGAAAAAGACGUAUAUAAAGAAACAGCAGAAUACCAACAUAUUAAUAGUAAAAAAAUUCAACAGGAAGAAGUUACAGAUGAAAGGAGCAACAGUAAGAUACCAGCCAAAAUGUUACUAAAUGAAGUUAUUAUACCAAGAGACAAAGAAUUAUUUAUUGAUUCUCCAUUGUAUAAAGAAAUGGUAACCAUUAGUGAAGAAGAAAAAUUAAACCAUGAAGUUUUAAGGCAAAAAAUAUUCAAAAUUAAGGAUUUAGAAGGUUUGAACCAACAGACCAAGGCAUUUAUGAUUCAAAAGUUAAUGAUGGGAAGAUACACUGUAAAUAAAACUGGAAGAGAGGGUGAUAUAGAUAUUCUCUAUGACGAUACAAACGUUGUAGGUGAUACUUCAGAUGAUGAUAAGGAAUGUUCUAGCAAUGAUAACACUUUUCCAUCGCCACCACCGCCGAUAUUAACUGAUAAGGAUACUGAGCCACCAUUAUAUUCUGAUCCGUUUGGAUGUCAACAUUACAUGAGGAACUGUAAACUAUGUUGCAAUCAAUGUAAGGGAUGGUACAUGUGUAGGUUUUGUCAUGAUGAACAAGUUCAAUCGCAUAAUAUGAUUAGAUCGAAAACCAAGUGGAUUAUGUGUUUGUUUUGUCAUAAUGUUCAGCACCCAGAUUCUGCAAACUGUAAUAAAUGUGGUCAAAGUUUUGCAGUGUAUUUUUGUGACAAGUGCAAGUUAUAUGAUAAUGACGAAGACAAAGAUAUUUAUCAUUGUGAUAAAUGCAAGAUUUGUAGAUUGGGUUUAGGAUUGGGCUUGGACUAUUUCCAUUGUGAUACUUGCAAAGCAUGCAUGCCAAUAGAAUUACAAGAUGAUGAAGAUAAGGAUCUAGAUAGUGAUAUAGAAAUGGAUAAAACCAACACAGAUACAGAAUACAACAGCAAUCAACAAAAACAGACGCAGGACGAGUUAGAAACAAACCUAGUGUCUGAGCACAAAUUAAAAAAAAUCGAAGAGUUAAAGAAGAAAAAACAAAAACUUAAAAUCAAGCAGCAUAAAUGCAUUGACGGCAAUACCAAAUCUAACUGUCCAAUUUGUGGAGAGUACAUGUUUACUUCAACAAGGCCGGUAAUGUAUAUGCAACCCUGUUCGCACUCAAUCCACAAACAUUGUUUUGAUGAAUAUACGAAACAUUCGUAUAAAUGUCCUGUGUGUCAAGUGAGUGUUAUCGAUAUGGAAUUGCAGUUCAAAAUCUUAGAUAAAGAAAUCGAAGAACAGCCGUUGCCCAAACCAUAUUGUUAUUGGAGAUGUGUUUAUAAGUGCAAUGAUUGCAAUGCAAGGGGGACUUGUAAUUAUCAUAUUUUGGGUUUAAAAUGCGGGAAUUGUUUCAGUUAUAAUACUGUGCAACUUCAACUAAUCAAGCCUAAUACUGCAACGAGUAAUAGUGCUGCCGCUGAAGAACGUAGUGGAAGCAAUAGUUCUCUUGGCAUUAACAAUGGUACCAACACACAUAAUAGUAAUCAAACAAUAAUUCUAGACGAAAAUAUUGCUAGGAGAAAUGAGUUUUUAUUAAGACAACAUUUCCAAAAGGGUAACAAUUCUGGAUCCAUGUUUAAUUUCGGUGGAAGUAACAACAACAAUAACAAUAGUGACUCGAGCAUGCCUGUAUCAAAUCAACCUUAUGAUACUAAUAGUAUUUCUAAUAAUACUAAGUUGGAUAACUAUAUGAAUAACUAUUUUAGAUAUGAUGAUGAUGAUGAUGAUGAUGAUAAUGAUGAACUAAGCUUAUCUGAUUUUGCACAAAAUUUUAAAAAUUUUUUAACUCAACAAAAUUAUUCUCAAAGGUUUAAAGAUUUUGUCUCUUCAAAUACAUUAACGUUUACCUCAUAUAAUUAUAACAAUGAAGCUCAUAAGGAGAAGAAUGAAAGUAAGGACGAUACGGAUACUAAUACAACAUCAUCGUUAUUGUCGGAUCUGUCCACCGCUUUUAAGCUGUUUUUGAACCAACAAAAUCCAGUAGAAUCUGAAUAUGAGGAGGAAAGUAAGGACUAA
Molecule: messenger RNA, 2445 nt
Organism: Saccharomycodes ludwigii
Lineage: Eukaryota; Fungi; Ascomycota; Saccharomycetes; Saccharomycodales; Saccharomycodaceae
Product: RING finger and CHY zinc finger domain-containing protein
Exons: 1
Coding region: 1-2445 (814 amino acids)
Biological process (GO): protein ubiquitination; ubiquitin-dependent protein catabolic process
Cellular component (GO): nucleus
Molecular function (GO): zinc ion binding; ubiquitin protein ligase activity
Source: RefSeq, a predicted model, not a curated record